AUGUUUACGAUAAUGAUUUAUAUGAAACAAUUUCAUGAAAAUUUGAAAAGAAGUUAAGAAACAUGUUCAUGAUGAUAAUAUUGAUUAUAGAAAAUUUUACUUUAGGGCACAAGAAAGUUAUUAGUUAUUGUUUGUAUAAAAUAAUGUCUGAUGCUUUGAAAUAAAGUUUAAUUCGAUAUUCUUUUGAUGAAAGAAGAACGGUUCAGAAACAAAACAUAUUUGAGAAAUGUAAAGCAAUGGUUACAUUCUACAAAAACAAGAUGUGAUUCUUUAAAAUCUCACAUGGAAUAUAUGAAAAUGUUAUAUCAUGAUAUUCCACAAAUAGAAAAAACUGAUAAAACAGUAGAUAAUCAGGACUUUCAGAAUGUCAAGACAGAGAUUUCUGACAAUGAAAUUACAGUUUCAAAACAGAUGGACAUUAACGAUGUCUCAGAAGAGUUUCGUGAUGUUUCAUGUAUUUCUACAAAUGAUGAUGAUAAUAAUCAGAAGCAUGAAUCAUGUUCAAGUUCCAAUUUAAAAAACAUAAUAUCAAAAAUUAAUGUGCAGUAUAAACAAGACGAGAACGUAAAAAGUUCAAACUUACAAAAGGAAACAGAAGUUGACUUAUAUGCAGAUUUACCUACAACCUAUGAUGUACCUCAUAACGUACAAAUUGAAUCAAGACCAUUGUCACCAAUUCCCAAAGAAAAUAUGUAUAGAGAGCAAAAUCAUAUUUUGCAUUGUCCGUAUCAAAAGGAUUUAGCACAGCAUUCUACGAAAUUAGUGGAAGAUGUUAGUAACUCGAAAAAAUUAUUUGAACAACUAAUUUUGGAUACACAGAAUGAACACUUACUUCAAGAAUUAUCUUCUGCAAGAAAUAAUUUUAAAUUAAAUAUUUCCGGAAGCGUGAAAGACGGGUCUUUAGGUAGAAAUAAAAUUUCCUCAAAAAUUGAGAAGAACAGUAAAUCAAUUCCUUCUGCAGUAUCAAGUAAAAAAGGUUCCUCGUGUAAGUUAGACAAUAUUGUUUCGUUAAAACUUAAAAAGCGGAGAAGAAAAAUACAUUGCUCUAAUUCCAAAAGUACUGUGACCACAAGAGAUACUAAUUUUCUAGGAAGAAAAGAUGCAAAAAGGCGUAAACAGAAAAAUAAUACGAAUAAUAAUCAUUCAGGCAAAUCUCAGCAGACUUCUAAUGAUGUAGUAGAAAUUUACCAUAAUAGAGCAGCCACGGGUGGUAGCACUUGUGUUAUUUCUAAAAAACAUUCUAAACUUAAUCGUCACAUGAACUAUAUUAACGUAUUAUCCUCAGUUACAAACGAACAAAAAAGUCUGAAUGUGAAACCAAGAUAUGAAGAUGGUGACUAUCAAUGCAAUUAUAAUAUUGAUGAAAAUAGUCAGAAAAAUAAUUCUCAGAAACAAUAUAUAUCUAAAGCUGAAAAGGAAGACAGAACAAAUAUUUCAGAUAGAAAUUGUGAUCUUGAAGUUUCAAUGACUCCGUCGUAUGCUAUGGAAAAAUGCAAUUUACAUCAAUAUGAGCAUUCAGCUUUGCAAGCAUCAUAUUGUGGUCCGUUAAUUACACAUAAUUAUGAAAUGCCAACAUUGGCUUCAAAAUUAAAAAGAGCAAAUCGCUCAUAUUUUAGCAGAUUCAAUUUCAGAAAUAUACCCUUUGUAGUUGGUACAUCUGUUACUCCGAGUCAUAAUUUAGGUUUAAAUAUUCAACAAGUUUUAAGUAUAAUGAAAACAAAGCAACCUACAAUAAAUGGAAUCACUCCACUUCUUAUUCGUAAAGUUAGCAAGGGCAUGAAACCUGUAUCUACGCUAAUGGAGCAAAUGAAUGAAUACAGUAAAUUAUCUCGCAUAAAUUCUCACGUAAAUAGUAUACAUAUGCAAAAUAAAAGUUUAUUUAUAAAUCGAGAUAACAAUUUCUUGGAAAAUGAAAGUGUAUCUUCAAAAUAUGAUAAAAAGAGAUUAAAUGCAAAUUUAAAAUCACCUAUAAAAGAAUAUCAAAAUAUACGAGAAAUGAUUAAAGGAUAUGCAAAUAUGUACGAAAAUUAUCAUAAAAGAAAGGAUACUAAAUCAGAAAAUCAAUUAAAUACAAUCAGUAGCACGCAAAUAUUGCAAACUACAGAUAAUGCUAAAAUAUUAAAACUAUUUGCAUCCCAACAGAAUAUAAAGUUAGAAAAAAAUGUACAAGAUAAGCAAGCUUGUAACGCUUUGUCAGAUGACUGUAACAGUUCAAAAGGAAUACGAGAAGUUUUAAUUCAUCUUCAUGAUCAGUUUGAAGAACUGAAUAUAAAAUAUGAAAAAUUGCAAGCUAAGACAAAAGGAUCUAACAAUAAAGAACUAGAAGAAGAGAUAGUAAGUCUUGAGAAAGAAUUGAAUACCAAAGAAGAUGAGAUAAAUGCUGUAAUCAAUUUAUAUAAAGAAGUAAUGGUGUUGAAACGUCAAAUGAAAUUACUGCAGGAAAAAAAUAGUUACAUUUGUAUAUCAAGUGAAAUCCCGCUUCAGUCAAAGAAAACACAUUCGACUAUGCCGUUUACGUUAACUAAAUCGGAUGGAAUAAACGACCGUCAAAAAUUUUAUCACAAACGAGGAAGUAGCGUUAUUUCAACGAGAGAACCAACUUCAAUACGAUUAGCGGGACUUUUACGACAAAUUCAAACGUUUCAGAGACAAUUAAAACUAUCGUCGUAAUGAAAUAUCAUGUCUUCAAAUCUAAUUCAAAAUAACUGGAAGGUAACAUGUACAUUACUAUCGCAUAUGAUCAGCAUGAGUGUAGCUCAAAAUUUUAUAAAAUUAGGAAAUACAAAAUAUGAGGUAAAUAAAAGUUGUAAUGUCUUAUUCAAUGUAUACUUCCAUAGCAAAAGUAUUUUCCAUACUGUAUUUUGUGAUAUUUGCGAUUCAAAAAAGAACAUAAUCAGAACUUGAAUUACAAAUGCCUGGGAAUUUCAUUAGGAUUAUUUUCUGUAAUAAACACAAUAUUUUUAAUGGAUCAUACUCUCUUUUUUUAUUCGAUUCUGCGUGCUACUUCUUAUAAUAAUAAUUUGUAUGUGUGUAUGAUUUUACAUAUUUUAAGUAUGCAACUGAUGGUACCUAUACGUACUGUGUACAUGUAUGCACAUAACCACAUGUUUAUAAACGCCGGAAACAAUUAAAAUUUUACUGUACAUAAAUUAUUUUCCAUUUCUUUGUUACUGCCAGUUUGUAUGUAUCUAUAUUUAAUAUGCAUAUAUACGAACAUAAACUUACCGUAAUGUAUCAAUGUAUACUUCUCUUUUUUUUUUUUUAAUUUUAACAGUACUGUCUAGUCUAGAUACAAUAGAAGAAAUCAUGGUCGAUCUAAUAUAUAAUAUAGUGGAGGCCUACAUAUUCUUGAACGAAUUAAAAUAUGAUUACUCUUAAUCGUAGUUCAUUCUCAAAUAGAUACGGAUUUUGAAAUUCAUAGUGGCAAAAACAUUUUUCUCUUAAGCAACUACACAGAAUCACGCGUUUCCCUUUUAUACUCGCAAAGAUACGUUAUUUUCUACAAUCUACAAAAUGUAUCUCGAAUAACGUUAAUAUAAAUUGUUACUUUAACUCUAAACCAGUAUCCAUUUUAUCAUUGAUCAUUAUCCGCACGCACAAAAUUCGUAAAAAUAAAAUACUUCUGAUAAUAAAUAUGAAAUGAAUCCUUUUUCAGCAACAGUUUUGUAAAAAUAUGACAAAAAUAUAAUUGGACUAAUUUCACGAAAGGAAAUUGACAACAUAUCUUUUUAUUGCUUUCGGUUUACUAAGAAUUUCUAGAUUUGUAUAAAAUUUAAUGUUUAAAUAAAUACCAAAUUCUUUGAAAUUAUCUAUUUCAGCUUACUUUCUUUCGUAUUAUUAAGAUAUAUCGCAACUUGAAUUACCAAUAUUUUUAGCAUCCUUUAAAUGGUUCAUUCAUGUUCAUUGCUUUCUGUAGAGCAAAAAAGGCAAAAAAUUAGGAAUCAAAUGUUUCUCACACACAUUCUCCCAUAUUAACGCAAGCAGCAUAUAUAUCUUUCAUGUUAUAUCACAGACUAAAAAAUGCUUUGGUCUAAAAAAUCGUACCUUUUUUCUUUCGCGUAAUCUAAUUUAGUAGAUACCGUUGAUAAUGAAUUUCAAACGUAUCAAUGUGAAAUUAAAAUAUUUAAAUAAACUGAUUUCUUCGUGCGAGUGUGUGAAAUGUAGAUAAGCGCAGCAGAUUUUGGGGUCGUUUCAAUUUUGAUUCAAUAACUAAACAAACAUUAGACCAUAGUGUGUGAACAAGAAAUCAAUUAUAUAAAAGUAUAUGUACAAUUUUCGACACGAUUUUAUAAACAGUUUUGAAGAUUUUUACGUUGGUCGAUACAACUUACGAUAAAUUUUGUACGAUACAGAAUUUUAAUACAUAUACAUUUUAUAUGUUUCUUUCAUAAUCCUUGAGCCAUAUUAUAGUUUAAGCAUUGCAAGAUUAUAAAAAAAAAGAACUGAAAAAAGAGCCCCUUUAGCGCACUUCCAUAAUAAUAACAUUCACAAAGCAUUUCUUUCACUUGACAUGCUUUAAAACUGAAAAUUGUAGCACCCUCGAUUGAAACACUUCAUCAAGUUAAAUUUCAAGGCUACCAUUUAUACAUACAUAUACUCUAAACUUACAUUGCGUCAGACUAGUCGCCUUAAAAUUUUACUCGUCAAGUAUAAAACGCAAAAAUCAACGAGCUUUUAAUGAAUAUGUUUAAUACGCUGUAAGACUGUAACAGUUUAUAGUACUCUACAAUUAUAACAUGUGAUAUCUCUUACAAGGUACUUACAUUACAAAUAUAACCCCACAGAUUCGUUCUUUACUCUCAACAUUCAAUUUGGUAAUAAUUCUUAAAUAAUAAAUUGAAUGUAUUAAUUUUAUUUGAAAUAAUAUACAAUCUAGGGUAUCCGUUUCUUCUAUUAACGAUUCACUGAUAUAUCAAUUUCCAGAAAAAUCGUGUCAUAUUAUUGUGAAAGAAAGUAGUACGACAGUGUAUUUAGAGUAGUAUAAAUAAACACACCAUAUAUUCAACUCUGUUCACAAUGAGACAUAAUAUAUAUGUGUUUAUUACAUUUGUCUGAAUGAUCAGACUUUUGUUCAUUUAUGAUUUUAAUUUGUAAUUGUUCCUUAUUCACGAGUGUCUUGUUUGUUUGUUUCGAUUACGAUUUGCUCACCCGAUUCGUAGGAAGAAAUGUGGAUAUAAUUUUUUCAGCAACAACUUUUUCC
Messenger RNA from Megachile rotundata (alfalfa leafcutting bee), 5200 nucleotides. RefSeq lists its product as uncharacterized. NCBI's taxonomy places the organism in Eukaryota, Metazoa, Arthropoda, Insecta, Hymenoptera, Megachilidae. The record is from RefSeq and is a predicted model, not a curated record.